Leptidea sinapis is the source of this 2026-nucleotide messenger RNA. Its product is annotated as synaptic vesicle glycoprotein 2B-like. Gene Ontology annotation, biological process: transmembrane transport. Gene Ontology annotation, cellular component: membrane. The coding region runs from base 166 to 1722 and encodes 518 amino acids. The transcript is spliced from 11 exons. NCBI's taxonomy places the organism in Eukaryota, Metazoa, Arthropoda, Insecta, Lepidoptera, Pieridae. Gene Ontology annotation, molecular function: transmembrane transporter activity. The record is from RefSeq and is a predicted model, not a curated record.
GUAGCGAGUUGGCAUUCGCAAGCAAGCCUCUGAACUCAGCACGCGUCUCUUUGAGGCUGUGCGCGCGCGCAUUCUAGACCACUACAGGGUGACGAUGGUAAAACGAUAAACGUAUUAACGUGAUUGGUUAUUGGACUUAAAUAGUGAAGUGAUUCUAAUACAGCCAUGGGUUUGGACUUUUUGGAACAUGGGGCGGAUUUUGAAGCUGCCAUUUCGGCGACAGGUUUCGGCCGCUUCCACUUCUUUUUGUUGGCCAUCACAGGUCUGAUCUACGCAGACACUGCCAUUGGUAUCACCAUAGUGUCUUUCGUCCUACCAGCAGCGACAUGCGACUUCCGGAUGACGUCUUCCGAUAAGGGAUGGCUGACUGCAGCCCCUAUGUUAGGUAUGGUCAUCGGUUCAUACUUCUGGGGUUGUUUGGCGGACACCAAAGGUCGUAAGAUCGUGUUGGUCUCCACCCUGCUGCUCGACGGUUUUGUUGGCAUCAUCUCCUCGUUCGUACAGAUCUUGCCCAUCUUCAUGGCCUGCAGAUUCAUCAACGGUUUUGCCGUUGCUGGUGCUAUGGGUAUUUGUUUCCCGUACCUCGGAGAGUUCCAAGCUACUAAAUACAGAGAGAAGAUCCUGUGCUGGAUGGAAAUGUUCUGGACUCUUGGUGUUAUCUUACUACCACUGAUCGCUUGGGCCAUCAUUCCCAUCCAGGGCAUUAGAAUGGAGAGUGGCAUGUUCUCGUAUGACUCUUGGAACUGGUUCGUCGCCGCAUGCGGUGUCCCCUCACUCAUGCUCGGCUUCUGGCUCAUGACCUUCCCCGAAAGCCCCAAGUUCAUGAUGGAGUGCGGCGACUACGACGAUGCCCUCGCCUGCCUAAAGACGAUCUACAAGCAGAACACUGGCGAUGAUCCCGAUAACUACCCCAUCAAAAGCCUCAAGGAGAAAGUACGCACUGUGUCAGUUGCUUCCCAAAGUUCACAGAAGUCCGUCCGAUCUCUAAGUAUGCGUAAACGUAAGGAUCUCAAGAGGCUGUUCAGCGAAAUCUGGACACAAACCAAAGCUCUGUGUAGAGCACCCUAUCUCAAAUACACGAUACUCACUUGUCUUAUUCAAUUUGGCUUAACUACAAGCUACUAUACCCUGAUGGUCUGGUUCCCCGAGUUAUUCAACCGUUACGAAGAGUUCGAACACCGUUUCCCGAACACGUCUGCCUCAGUCUGCGACGUUUCUGGUAUUGUUGUUGACAAUGAAGCCGCCGAUCCCUUCGACUGCGAGAAGAUCAUUGACCAGAGCGUCUACAUGCACACCCUGAUAGUUGGUCUCGCCUGUAUCCCCACAUCGUUGUGGCUACCACUAUGCGUACACAAACUUGGAGCUAAGUUCUUCCUCAUCUUCUCUCUUGGAUUUGCCGGCGUGGUCACAAUGGGUCUCUACUUCGUGCAGAACUCCAUCCAGAACUUGGUCCUCUCGUGUAUCUUUGAGGCUCUGACGUCACUCGCGAUCAGUCUUGUGUUCUGUGUGCUGGUCGACCUGUUCCCUACAAAUCUCAGGGUAAUGGCAGCAGCUCUAUCACUGACGGCUGGUCGAGGUGGAGGUCUGAUCGGCAACCUGUCUUUCGGCUACCUCAUAGAUAUCAAUUGUGUUGUCCCGAUUGUUGUAUUUUCGGCAUUCCUGUUCACUGCCGCAAUUCUGUGCUUCUUCUUACCAAAGACGGGUCAAGAAGCGCUCGAUUAAACAUAAUUAAACCUAGAUAGUGCAAAUGAGUUGUUGGAACGUUUAACCUUACAGUUGUGUACAUAUAAGAUGUAAAUAUUGUGGAUUAAGACUAUUCAGUCGUGUUGAGCCACAAAGCGGCACAAAACCGCGCCCGCCCGUUCGUGUUGGGCCCCUACAACCGCGGACGUGCCUUGUUACCGUUACUGUGUCAGUAUUUUGUUGAAUUGUUAUUUGUAAGAUUGAACAACAGUAUUUUAGUGUUGACUUUGUAAUAUAAUGCCCUUAAAUUAUUAUAUUUAUUAUUAAAGGUUAAUUGAAUUUA